CAUAACAGUCAAAAGACUGAUCUAUCCCUAGCAAGAGUUCUAUAAAUUAAAACACAGUUUACUUUCACCAUCCACCUUUACACUUAAUCCUUCUCUAAAAAGAUGAGUAUCGUUAUAAAGAUCCCUUACGAAGCCAUGCUGAGCUCCUUCCUGGAACAGUUGAAACUGCCGUCUCAAACAUACGAAUUUGACGAGUCGGAGAUGGCCUGCCGUGUCUGCUUCAGCUACGAGCAUCCUGCAUCAAAGACGAUGGUCUCUGAAUCUUGCGUCGCCCGUACCGACACGGCCGACAUGAAUGACGCGAAGGAGAAGGUUUCUGAGAUGGCUAUAGAGUUUCUGAAGGAAACUUAUGGCUUUGAAAUCUUGGAUUACAGCUCUACUCAAAUUCCGAGGCUUACCGGUGCUAUAGCUGAACUUACCGCCUAUCUCGACCAUAUCGAAACGAAGACUAAGAUCCUUAAGAAGAAAUGUGAGCGGGAGGAAGCGAAGAUGGCAAUUCUCGAGAAGGAAGCAAGGCUGCAUGGCGUAAUUCAGUAAUUGCUUGAGAAGCUGAUCAGUAUCUUAAUUAUGUGUGUUUUUAUCAUUAUAAUAAAUAUUAUGUGUUAGAGGAUUGGAUGUGUCUUUAGUCUGUGUUUUAAUGGGUGUUUAAGUUAUAAUUAUGUUGUAAUCAUAACUGUUGAUCGUAUGAAUUGCGUUGUAGCACUAUGUUUAACUACAUGUUGUUGGAUAAUCUAAUUUUAAUGUUUGGUUCAAA
Messenger RNA from Mercurialis annua (annual mercury), 754 nucleotides. RefSeq lists its product as uncharacterized. Lineage: Eukaryota; Viridiplantae; Streptophyta; Magnoliopsida; Malpighiales; Euphorbiaceae. The record is from RefSeq and is a predicted model, not a curated record. The transcript is spliced from 2 exons. Bases 103 to 537 code for a protein of 144 amino acids.